Solanum stenotomum is the source of this 327-nucleotide messenger RNA. RefSeq lists its product as uncharacterized. The record is from RefSeq and is a predicted model, not a curated record. NCBI's taxonomy places the organism in Eukaryota, Viridiplantae, Streptophyta, Magnoliopsida, Solanales, Solanaceae. The transcript has a single exon. The annotation marks the transcript as partial.
AUGCGAGUUGAGGCAUGUGAGCAGGGAGGUCGCCAGUCUCAUAAUGUUACGACUUUUAGGGUUGAUAUUGCAGAAUUGAGGCGUGAUGUGGAUGAUCUCAAAUCCAUAUAUUUUUCUAUAUUGUUCGACACUGUGGACCUUCCUGAGGUUUCGAGUUUAGAGAUGCCAGCUAUUUCUGAGAUCCCUCCGGCUCCUGUGACUGGAGAUGCUACUUUAGAUAAUAAGGGUGAUGAGUCGGACACUCCUGAUACAUAUGAGGAGGAGUUGGGUAACCGUGAGGUGGUUGUAUAUGAUGAUCUUGAGGAUUUAGAGGGUGCAAUGGUGCAG